AUGUCCGCCGACCUCGUCGCGUGGGCCGUCCCCACCCUCUCCAAGCUCCUCCCUCUCGAUGACGAAUCUCUCAAACAAAUUGUUACCUAUUCAGCCGGUCUCUCGAAAGAAGCCGCCGCAGAACACCUCAAAAAUCUCCUAGGAGAUUCUCCCGCAGCCCUCGAGUUUAUUGCAUCGUUCAACUCACGCCGAUGUGGUGAUCCAUCAUCUACCCCGCAGUCCGGUAGUGCGUCACCAAGGACGACGACGGAUGGCGAGAACAGCCGGAGCAGACAGAAUGAGAACAAGAAUCAGCAGAAAAAGAACAAAAGGACAAAGGCGCCGCUGCACAGUGCUGGGCCUCCUCGAAGACCGGAGAAUUACGGUAACGUGGAGGGAGCGUAUAUGAAGGCGGACAAGGAAGAGGACUACAUUCCAGGGACAACUUCAAAGGCACACCGCGACACCGCUGGAGGAACGGGAAGUAGUACAUCUCUCUCGGAUGUCCCGUCAUUGUCAACGAAGCCUGAAGCUUUGCUACGCCCGCGGACUACGGAUUCUCCCUCUGACUCUUCGCCCGCCACUUCGCGAAACCCGUCUCCUGCUCCCAAGACCAAGGCGCCACCAUCUGCAGCCGGACCUUUGAUCUCGGAUUACCUGCCAAAUGUGAAAUCCAAGGCGGCCAAAUCAUCACGGCAUGCUACUUCCGGCACAUCGAGUCCGUCGAAACAGUCUGUCACGACGAAUAACAUUGCCGAUCUGACUGCGGCAAUUGCUGCUCUUGAGAUGUCCACUAAUCCGACAUCCGCCAAAAAUCGGCAGACCUGCAACUGCAACGCAUCGAUACAUCCGCUGUUCACGCCUGCGCCAAAUUGUCUUAACUGUGGGAAGAUUAUCUGCUCCCUGGAAGGUCUCCAGCCAUGCUCGUUCUGUGGUGCUCCCCUUUUAUCCAGUUCAGAAGUCCAGAGCAUGAUCAAGGAAUUGCGGGCUGAGCGCGGACAAGAGAAGAUGCGAGCGCAUAACGAGAGCGUACAUCACAGUGGAGGCCCAGGACUCGCAGCUGACAGUAAACUCGAAGCUGCCAUCGCUCAUCGAGACAAGCUCCUUUCCUUUCAGGCUCAGAAUGCGCAGCGCACCCGCGUUGUGGAUGAGGCGGCAGACUUUGAGACCCCCAACGUAGCAUCCACGCAAUGGAUGACACCCGCACAACGGGCGCUUGCGCUGAAGAAGCAGCAGCGGAUCCUCAGGGAGAUGCAGGAAAAAGCGCGGCCAGAAUGGGAGAAGAAGAAGACCGUUAUGAGUCUGGACAUCAAGGACGGACGAGUCGUCCGGACCUACCAGUCUGCUCCUGCAGAGUCCGCCGAAGACGUAGAUGGUGCAGAGGAAGAGGAUCUCGAUGCCGCGAUUUCUGCUGCAGGAGAAGAGAGUACUAGCAACGGCGGUUCAGCACUCAGUAAGAACCCCCUUCUGUCGAGCGGUGGGCUGGUACGGCCUGUAUGGAAGGGCGCUGCCAAUGCCAAGGGCACCGAUCGAGCAGCACGGAGAUCCAAGCAGACGUGGCGACGGGUGCAGGACGACAAUGACGAUAAUGAGCAGUGGAUCUUGGAUGGAGGUCUAUAUGGAUACGACAAUGAGACCACGUGA
Messenger RNA from Rasamsonia emersonii CBS 393.64, 1623 nucleotides. Its product is annotated as C2HC5 finger protein. Gene Ontology annotation, biological process: regulation of DNA-templated transcription. Gene Ontology annotation, cellular component: nucleus. Bases 1 to 1623 code for a protein of 540 amino acids. The record is from RefSeq and is a predicted model, not a curated record. The transcript has a single exon. Gene Ontology annotation, molecular function: zinc ion binding. Lineage: Eukaryota; Fungi; Ascomycota; Eurotiomycetes; Eurotiales; Trichocomaceae.